AUGGCGCAGGCUAUUCUUGGACAACUGAAGACGGCCAUACAGCCCAAUCGCAAGUUGUAUCGUUGCAAUUGGUGCCUGCACGACGCGAAAACAAAGCUAGAUCGUCACCAGAUGACAUGCCCCCGAUGCCCUGUCGGGAUAGAUGGGAGGGCAGAGUACAUCAAAGAAAACAAGAAGAUCCUAAAGGACAACUACACCGCAUUCGAGGCCAACAAAGCUGUCCCUGAAGGAUGCUAUUCAGCGGACAGGAUGUACAUCGCAUCCGAGGUGUACGGCAUCCUUGAGGACUGGGGGCAUGAUAUAAUCCCCACAGAGUUUGGUGUAUGGACGCACCCGGUGGAGCCUGCUUGUCGCUUGGUGAAACGGCGCUUUCCGCAAGUCGAGCGGGAACAACAGCCAGGAAAACAGCAGCGUCUGCCGCUGUCAAAGUCGUUGUUCACUAGAUCUCCACCAGCGCCUAAGGCUCAAAGGUCACCAUUUAAGUUAUCUCCACCAAAGAAGGCAGUGCAGGCUGGCGGCGGCAAACAGAAAGCGGCCACGGUCAGUCGGGCCCCGGAGAGCGACGAGGAGGACGCCCGCACCAAGAAGCGCCCGCUGUCGUCCCCGGAAAGCGAUCUUGAUGCCGAGGUUAUACCGCCGUCUGGAAGCAAAUCAAGACGGCGGGUAAUCUUUUCUUCAAGUGAUUCUGAGGAUGAGCCGGACUCCGGAAUUUCUCCUAUCGGUGACGCCGCUACAGAUGUCGCUACCUGCCAGCCUUCGACUUCCGCAAACGGUGGAGGCACUCGCGUCCUGUCAGCAAACGGGCGACUGCCGACCGCAGACCUCAGGAGAAGAUUGAAGGAAAAUGGCUUCUACGAUGUUCCCCAGCCGUUUAUUGACCAGCCUAUAUUUAGGAACUUCCGCUCGCACCAACGGAAAGCGCAUACGUCCGAAGCAGCGAUUAACAACAGCCUGGCCGACGUGACGAGGAUGACGUGGAAAAUGAUGGGGCUACAGGGCAUCACAGCGCAAGAUUUCAAAACGACUUACCUGUCGUUGGCCGGUUACGAGAAGCUUCUUGCAUGGUUUGACAAAAUGGAUGUAAAUAUCAAAACCGUGUUAAAUUACACGAAGAACUUCAUGCAAUUCAUGAAGUACGUGAACAUUGACAUGGACCUACUGUUGGUAAGUAACGAUCAACGUGAGUUUAACAGGCUUUCUUGUCUUCAAAUCCAUAUUUCUAACUCGCGUUCUGGUCUAGAUUCAGGUGUGUUUGAACUCCACAAAAGACAGAUGAACUCGAAGCCGAUGCCACCUGCACCAGCCGAAGUGAAGAGAGUCCUAACGGUUGCCAAAGACGACUUCGAUAGAGCGAUGGAUGAACUGAGAAAGAAGAAGGACGACUCCGGACCGAUUCUAACCAAGACAAGGGUAGCCUUCAUAAACCGAUAUAUCACGGCCUAUCUGUGUCUGGGCCAGGGUAUACGUGUCGGCGCAGCCGAAAAUAUGCAUGGCAGCGAGUUUCAGGCGGCGUAUAAUGGCGAGCGGACAUUGUCUGACCUUGGCAACCCACACAUUGUAGUUCAUGUGGCCAAUCAUAAGACGAACGUCACGCAGGACUGCCGCAUUGCCCUUAAUUCCUACUGGACUGAUUUUUUUUAUUUAUAUUUCAGGUACGUGCGCACCAUCAUCUUCCAUCUGAAGAAUGCGACACACCCGUAUUUCUUCACGCAGAGCGACGGGCGCCAUUUCAAGAAGGUCAGCGACGGGAUCGAGAAGCUACAGAAGCAGUAUAGGGUUGCCAAAAUCACCUCAUCAACGGCUCGGUGCGCGUGGGAGACGUGGGUUGAAUCAAGGCCUGAAGCCCAGAGGAAGUUAGUCGCCGACUACCUGUGCCAUUCGGCGGAGGUAGCAAGAAGCCACUACAAGCACGGGUUUGCGAAAACGUCGAUUGACGCUCUGGCUGCUUUGGAGGCGAUCGAGGAGGAUCCGGGCGUGGACGGCAAAGGCAACCGCGUGUCAGUAACCGUGGACGCAGCGGUUGCCCAUAGCGUACCUCGAUCGGUGGCGACAACAUCAGUCGAUGUGACGCCUGCCGCUGAGCAGGAGGUACCACCGUCCACGGCCACUCCACCGAAAGCCGUCUUGCCGAAAUCACCGAAGACGCCGAAGGACAUCAAGGUGGAGCGCAUCAUGGACCAACUGAAGGAGAAAGUGGCCGGGGAUAUCGCCGACGUGACCAUUCCCACCCCUACCCAAUUGAUAGACAUGGAGAAGGCUGCUGGACGUAAGAUGAGCACAGACGAUGCGGCAACCAUACAGCGCUCCCUCCGGACCAUGCGGGACAACGCUCUGGCGGACAACAUGGCCAUUCGUCUUUUGAAGAACGAGAAGAAAAGACAGAAUGUGCCGUACAAGGACCUGCUUGCACCUACGUUGACGGCCGCAGACUUAACGAGGAACAAGUGUGGCGUCAAAAUCAAGGAGAGCGUACUGUUGUCCAAGUUUCGGUCCAUGCAAAAGACCUACCAGAGCUCGUCCCUGAAUCCGGAUAGCGAUGAUAUGAGGGCCCUCAUCAAAGGACAGAGCUGGCCUUACGUUUGUCUACGCAGCAGUGCCAACAAAGGGAGAGGUGUCUUCGCCAACUCGUCAAUCCCCAAAGGACAGGUGGUGUGCGAUUACCACGGCCAGACGAUUUCGUCGGAGGAGGGAGAGCAACGAAUGAGGAGCACGGACCCCCAGGCCACCAACUACAUGCUGUUUUUAAAGGAAGGUAAGAUAUGUAUUGAUGCAUCUAAUCAAUGUAGUUGUCAUUCCAGGGCGGAAUUCAUGAAGACUUACGGGCGGCAAAUGAACCAUUCGGCCAAGAUGUGGAACGUGAAGCCGAAGGCCGUUGACUUAGACGGUACAACCGUGGUCCUGCUGACUGCGAUUCGCGACAUAAAAGCAGGCAAGGAGCUCCUCUUCGACUAUGGGGUCCGAAGAGGAGAAGAUGGGGAAGAUAUAGGUUGGCUGAAAAAGUAA
Molecule: messenger RNA, 3003 nt
Organism: Dreissena polymorpha
Lineage: Eukaryota; Metazoa; Mollusca; Bivalvia; Myida; Dreissenidae
Exons: 3
Coding region: 1-3003 (1000 amino acids)
Molecular function (GO): protein binding
Source: RefSeq, a predicted model, not a curated record